CAGAGCUCUGCACAUCGCUGUGGUUCAGGGACAUGAGCUGAUGGUGCUGGCCCUCACUCACAUCCUGCAGCAGGGCAAGAGAGAUCUGGACACUUACAACAACCUGAGACAGACUCCUCUGCACUUGGCGGUGAUUACCCAUCAGCCCCAGCUGGUCGGUCACCUGGUUGGUCAGGGCGCCAGUGCGAUGCUGCUGGACCGGAACGGCCAGACUGCGAUCCACCUGGCCUGCGAACACAGCCAGCAAGACUGUCUGCAAGAGAUACUGGGCCAGAGCCAGGACAAACUGGACCUGGAGGCCAGGAACUACCAAGGCUUCACUCCUCUACACAUCGCUGUGAAUAACAAUGGAAAGGACUUGCUGGCCACGCUGCUGAGCAGAGGAGCCGACAUCGACGCUGUGGAUAUUAAAAGCGGGCGCAGCCCUCUCAUUCACGCAGUGGAAAACAACAGCCUGGGAAUGGUGAACUUCCUGAUCGAGCAUGGGGCCCAUGUGAAUGCUCAGAGCUACUCCGGUAACACCGCGCUGCACUCGGCCAGCGGCCGGGGGCUCCUGGACAUCACCAGGGUGCUGCUGAAGAACGGGGCCGACUGCGGCAUCAAGAACUACCACAACGACACGGCCCUCAUGGUGGCAAAGAACAAGAAGGUGAUUGACGCGCUGAGGGGGAAGGGGUCAAGGGUCGGAGCCAAUCCCAAACUCCCCGAGAUCACCGCGGAGCUCCUCGCCUCUCCACACGACAGCCGCAGCUCGUCGAGCUCGCCCACGCACACACACAACGGAAACUCAAUCCCAUCGCCUGGCCCCGCCCCUCGAUGCUCCCCAUUGGCUGCUCCUCCAGCUCAACACCAACACCACCUCCUGGCCCCGCCCCCUUCCUCCAGCCCUCUGCUAGCUCCUCCCCAGAGACCUCCAGCCAGCCAAUCCAGCGAGGGACAGCGGCUGUCGCCGGGCAGAGAUGAAAGCCACGUGCAAUGCCGGUCUUACCAGCCAGGGGGAGCUCUGAGCCCAGCAGCCUUGCCUAACUUCCACAGCUUCAGUAAUGGACCCCCUUUCAGUCCCGGGGUCCUGUACGCCAAACAGGGACACUACAGGAACCUGCCACAGGGAUAUUACCUGGAGGGGCCGUGCAUCCCCCACCCCACUGCCUUCCUCCAGCCCUACCUCCUCCCGUCUCCCGCAAGAGCGUCCAAUCACCCGCUCGCAGGGAUCUCUCUGGACCAAUCGCAGCCCUCCUUUGACUCCCAGAGCCCUGCGCCGCUCAAGACCCGCCCCUCCAGCAGGAGCAGUGACCAAUCGGACGUGUCUACCAUGAGCGUCAGCAGCGGGGGCAAAGGUGAAAGUUGACGACCCCCCCACCCCCCCCACUAAAACUCACUAAAACUAGCGUCUUCGAUCAUUAGACAUUGAGCCAUGCAGACAUGCGUGCCAGCUCUGGUGCCUUCUCAGCUGGAGGGAGAGGAUUCGCUGAAGGGGGGAGAGG
Molecule: messenger RNA, 1484 nt
Organism: Acipenser ruthenus (sterlet)
Lineage: Eukaryota; Metazoa; Chordata; Actinopteri; Acipenseriformes; Acipenseridae
Product: B-cell lymphoma 3 protein
Exons: 7
Coding region: 41-1348 (435 amino acids)
Molecular function (GO): protein binding
Source: RefSeq, a predicted model, not a curated record